AGCUCUCUUUGUUUUACCAGGAAGCUCUUCUAGCGACCUCAAUCUCAAUGUCAAAGCAACCUUCCUGUUAAGAGUCCUAAAAGUGCCACCAGUAUCUAAUACCUAAUAUGACCAUGUCGAACGAGUCCCUUUUUUCACUGCUUCAAACCUGCCUCUCGGCCUCAAGCAAAGCCUAGCGUGGACGUGGGACAGUGGUGAACUCAGAGACGACUUAGACAACAAAGAGCAGCAGCCCCGUAAGAAGUAUUGCAGCCUAAGAAAGCGUCGCUUUCGCGAUCAUCUCUCAGCCUGGUGUUCUACAAGACUCGGCGACGUGAUGGAAUUUUCAUGAACAAAAAGGAUAAUUCGUUUUUAAAUUUAUUUAGACGAUUCCUCUUCCAUCCUCAGACCUCAUUGUAACGCACUCCUACAGGUGAUCGUGCUACCUGGUGAUUUAGUUCGAGGAGCUGCAGCACAGCGAGCAGCGCAGCUGGAGCUGCAGCAAUGGCCUCUUCCUCUACUAGUGGUGGGGUGCUUGCGCAACCCGUAGAUCUCGAUCGUCGACAUGCGAGUACAAGAACCACAAGAGAAGCUACUAGUACUGCCUCUACUAGCCAUGUUCAUGAUCCGGAAGAGUCGUGUGACAAAGAGAAAGAUCCAGCUGCAUCAGUAGCAACUACUGCAGACGAACAAGCAAAACCUGUAGGAGCCCUUGUGGUCCCGCCUUCAUGCGGCAGAAACGAUGCUAACGAAGGAAAGAAAAAGAAAAAACGGAGAAAGAAGAAGACAAGCAAGGAUUAAGGCCUUCCUUUGUAUUAUCCAUUUCCAUUCUCAGAAGUGGCUGAAGCGUCUUGGUGCUAUCUGCGCAUACGAGAAAAUACAUAUUUAUAGCUCAUGAAAAAGUAGAAGAUGUAGGGGUAGAAGAGGUCGCUCAUCUCAUGACACUGGGAGGACAGCUCCGAGUGGUAGUGGUCACGGGUCCAACUCCAAGGUGCAUGAUAUUUAAUAAUCAUCGCAAAAGCACUCUGGAAUAUCCUAUUUGAAUUUUAUGGUGGUGGCUAGCUCUAAGAAGUAAAUGAGAAGGAGAUCGAGUCUCCGUUGCAGUUUUCGCUAAAGUCUCGGCUGCGUCUGACAACCCCGUCUUCAGGUGAAGACAGCGUUCGUAGAGAAAGUUUCUACCUCCUGCCUCGGCAAAUCGAAGACUGGGUCUAUAGCAACACGAACCGUGUUCUUUCUAGUAGUCCUCUAGGCUCGGGAACUACGAAGGACAGCAGUGACGCGACCAACAGUUAUGCUGGUGCAGCUUCAAUAAUGAGGACCAAGACCACGAAGCAGGCGGGUCCUCGACGUUUAGAAGGAGGGGCUCGAUGGCGGCCGUUCCUCAGGUGGU
Molecule: messenger RNA, 1369 nt
Organism: Amoebophrya sp. A25
Lineage: Eukaryota; Dinophyceae; Syndiniales; Amoebophryaceae
Source: the annotation of a GenBank genome assembly